Symbiodinium natans is the source of this 1236-nucleotide messenger RNA. The record is from the annotation of a GenBank genome assembly. NCBI's taxonomy places the organism in Eukaryota, Dinophyceae, Suessiales, Symbiodiniaceae.
AUGCAGCUGUUCUUUGCAGCGUUGGUCUCCGUGGCCGUUGCUGUGUCUGUCAAGGACGGCGGGUUUCAAGUUUCCUUCCCGAAGGAUCGGGUGCCCGGCAACCACAUCGCAGCUUUCCAUAGCUUCAUCGAUCAGCACGGCAAGAACUACAAGAAAGGCACACACGAGUACUCCAAGCGCCUAACCAUCUUCAGCGAUCGCCUCCACCGAGCUGAGGCCAUCAAUUCUCGGCCUGGCCGCUUGUGGACGGCUGGCGUCAGUCCGUUGGCAGACCUCACACCGGAGGAGCUCAGCCAGAAGAAGGGAUGGGCCGGCUUUGCAAGCCCGACCCGCGGCAUGGGCCGUGGCACGAGGACCAGCGUCUCGCUCCUCCAAUCGACACAGCUCCCGGAACAGUUUCUGGACUGGACCAAUCUGCAGAUCAUGAAGGGCAAGGACCAGGGAGGCUGCGGCUCCUGCUGGGCCGUCACUGCGGCCACAGUUCUGGAGGCCCAUCGUGAGAUUUACGAGGGCAAGACGGAGCCACUCUCUGCGCAGCAGCUGGUGAACUGCGUGCAGAACCCAAGGAGUUGCGGUGGCUCGGGUGGCUGCAAGGGUGCGACGGUGGAACUGGCAAUGGCGUACACCAUGAGGCAUGGCCUCUCCACAGAAGAGAAAGUGCCCUACACAGGAACCGAUGAGGACUGCCACACCGGAGCAGUCUCGACGCUGCAGCUGUCAGAUCAGGAUGACUUGGCGGACGCCGGACUGCGCCGGGCCGAGGGAGAUUCUCAAGGCUUCAUGAGCCUUGGGAUUCGCGGAUGGGAGAAGCUUCCAGAGAACGAGUACUUGCCUCUGAUGCGUGCAUUAUACCAUCACGGGCCGGUGGCUGUUUCCGUGAGCGCCAGCAGCUGGGACCUCUACAUGAAUGGUAUCUUUGAUUAUUGCGACAAGAAUGCCAUCAUCGAUCAUGCAGUGGUCCUUGUCGGCUAUGGACGAGAUCAGCAGGUGGGAAAGAAGUACUGGACGAUUCUGAAUUCCUGGGGCCAGAACUUCGGGGAAGAAGGUAAGAUCCGGCUGCUGAGGGAUGACAAGGAGGAGGAAAACUGGUGCGGCGUCGACAGCCAGCCCGAGCUGGGCACCGGCUGCGUUGGGGGCCCAUCUGCUGUCCGGGUUUGUGGCAUGUGCGGCAUCCUCUAUGACACGGUGGUGCCUCACUUCAGGCACAGGAACAGCAGCAGCAGCGUGAUCAGCUGA